Messenger RNA from Pseudonaja textilis, 1499 nucleotides. RefSeq names its product SET domain containing 9 (gene SETD9). Lineage: Eukaryota; Metazoa; Chordata; Lepidosauria; Squamata; Elapidae. The record is from RefSeq and is a predicted model, not a curated record. Gene Ontology annotation, molecular function: protein binding.
CGUCGAAGCAUAUGGGCGAAAGGCAGAUUAGUCCCGUCCCCCACCGAGAAAUUAAGAGCCGCCUUCGAGAUUGGCGGAAACACGUUCACACACACACUUUUAUUCCCCCCCUGCGGCGGGCCUUCUCCUGCUUUCGGGCGGCGGGGCGGUUUGCAGGCACGGCCCCGCCAUGAUAGGCAGGUUGCGGAGGAGCUGGGAGACCUACAAGUACCGCUUCGUGCCCUGGAUCGCGCUUAAUCUCCGCCAUAAGCGCAGGACUUUGCGGUUUGUGCCAGAAGAAUCUAAAGACAAAAUUGCUUCUGAUGAAAAUGUUCUUCAAACAUUACUGAAAACAUUUAGAUCUUUGUUUGUAAAUGACUUGAGCAGACAAAUGUGCCUUUUGGACCUAAUUCCAGAAAUUAAAUUGAAAUAUCCAGAAAUACAUUCAGUGCAAUCCCAAAUAAUACCCAAAGCAAUAUCCAAUGAUCAAGAAUGCCAAAGAGCCCUUAAUCCAGAAGAAGUUCUGUUCAGCACACUAGGAUUCAACAUUAUUCGACAACCCAGUUCACUGGAGUCAGCUGGAAUAGGAGUUUUUGUAGCAAAAGGGUUUGUUCCAGAAGGAACAGUCGUAUCAAUGUAUCCUGGUACAGUCUAUGAAAAUCAUGAACCCAUCUUUUUUCAAUCCAUUGGCAAUCCAUUUAUAUUUAGGUGUAUCGAUGGUGUACUUAUUGAUGGAAAUAAUAGAGGAAUCUCAAAGGCUAUAUACAGGUCAUGCAGCAAAAGAGAUCAAAUUGGUCCUUUAAAAAUGUGUGAUGUCUUUUGGCUUACAACUGCUAUGCAGAAUCCACUGGCUGUGGGACAAUAUGUCAAUAAUUGUUCAUCAGAAAAAGAAGCAAAUGUUUGCUAUCAGGAACUGAACAUACCUAAAUGUUUUCCGGUAGAAUUUAAACAGUAUCUUCCAAACAUAAAAUAUAGCCAUGAAAUAGAAAGGCCCUUGAGAUGUGUGGUUUUGGUAGCUCUCCGAAAUAUUGGCCCAGGAGAAGAACUUUUUUCGAACUAUUACACAGUUAUUUCUUGAUGGUCAACUAUGGAUUUUUACAGUGAUUAAACCAAAUGUGGUAUCUUUUAACAAAGAAUACAAAAUUUUUAUUGAGAGUUAGGUCAUGGCUUCAAUUAUAUAUUUACUAAGUCAACUUUGUUGGGUUUUUUAAACAGCCUAUCUGAAAGCUUUGGUUGAAAUUUAAACUUUGUGGAUUAAUAUGGGACAUAACUUAUUUGGGAAAUGCUUGCUACACAAACACCAGUACAAGAGUUGAAAUAAACAGUGUUCCCCUGUGUACCUGGCUCCAGCAUAGAGACUUCAUGUUGUUCAUUGUCUCCCUCUGUUGUCUUUUAAAUGUAUUGGAUUUAACACAUUUCAUAUUUUGGGUUUUGAAUGGCUUUAUCAUUUCUUUUACUAUUGUUAAAAGAAUUUUGUCCAUUUAGUUAACUUAAAAAAUAUAAACCAAAAAAUUGCUUAU